This is a messenger RNA of Anthonomus grandis grandis, 4406 nucleotides long. RefSeq names its product probable multidrug resistance-associated protein lethal(2)03659. The record is from RefSeq and is a predicted model, not a curated record. The transcript has 22 exons. The coding region runs from base 250 to 4326 and encodes 1358 amino acids. Gene Ontology annotation, cellular component: membrane. Gene Ontology annotation, molecular function: ATP binding; ATP hydrolysis activity; ABC-type transporter activity. Gene Ontology annotation, biological process: transmembrane transport. NCBI's taxonomy places the organism in Eukaryota, Metazoa, Arthropoda, Insecta, Coleoptera, Curculionidae.
GUUAACUUCCAACUCGCACUCGGAACAGUGUCGUCUAUCGUCUAUGUAUUCGAUGUAUUCGCGUAACAGAUAAUAGCGUCCUGUUUCGAGUUCGAAUAGCAUCAAGGGCAACUGCACGGUUUGCAGGAAACCAUAUAAUACCCCCCUUUUUUUCCCAUGCAAACAUUGUCUUGUUCUCUUGCCUCUGCAUUGAUUAAUAGAUAAAUUAUAAUUCCAGUCAAUUUAAAAAAAUAGACAAAAGCAUUAAUUAUGGAUGGCAGUAAAAAAACAGUGAGAAAACCAAACCCCAGGGAAAAUGCCUUUUGUUUAUCUGCAGUCACCUUUUGCUACACAAUUCCCACAUUUAUCCAAGGGUUUAAACGGGACCUAGAAGAAACAGAUUUGACUGAAACCUUAACAGAACACAAAAGUGCCCGCCUUGGAAAUCUUAUAGAAGCGAAAUGGCGAGAAGAGGAAAGUAGAGCGAUCAAGAAGAAAACUAAACCGUCCCUUAAUAAAGUGCUAUGGAGAGUAUUUGGUUGGGAGUUCAUGUUUUAUGGCUUAGUACUUUUCAUUUCAGAAGCAAUUAGAAUGAACCAACCGUUCUUUUUGAGAAAUAUGAUAUGUUAUUUUCUUCCUAAAAAACGUGAGAAUCAGGAUGCCCCUUUUAGUUCGAGCAGUAACCAUUCAAAUGCAGCAAUAGCUCAACCAAUAUUCCUAGGACAACUUUUACAAUUUUACAUGCCAAACGAGAGUGAAAUAGGGCCAGAAGAGGCCCUCUGGUAUGCCGGAGGGGUGGUACUCUGUUCGUUUGGAAACAUUGUCAUCAGUCACCCUUACAUGAUGGGGGUGAUCCAUUUAGGGAUGAAACUGAGAGUGGCAUGCUGUUCUUUAAUUUAUAGGAAAUCACUUAGGUUAAGUAAAACUGCUUUAGGGCAAACAACUGUGGGGCAAGUGGUUAAUUUGCUUUCGAACGAUGUGAAUCGUUUUGAUGUUGCUGUUCUUUUUGCUCAUCACUUAUGGUUAGGGCCAGUUCAAACCAUUAUUUGUACAUAUUUCAUGUACUUGCAAGUCGGUUUAUCAGCUGUCAUAGGAGUUAUCUUGCUAAUCGUUUUUAUUCCUGUGCAAGUUUAUUUGGGAAAGAAAAUCUCAAUAUUACGGUUGAAAACUGCUCUUCGCACAGACGAGAGGGUACGAUUGAUGAAUGAAAUCAUUUCUGGAAUUCAAGUGAUUAAAAUGUACGCUUGGGAGAAACCGUUUGCUAAACUCGUGGAAGUUGUGCGAAGGUUUGAAAUCAAAGCCAUUAGAAAAUCUUCAUACAUGCGAGGAAUUCAGAUCUCAUUCAUCAUGUAUAGCACCAGAAUCUCAAUAUUUGCCAGUAUUUUAGCCUACGUGCUUCUAGGCUAUAAGAUAACAGCGGAGAAAGUAUUUGUACUAACGUCUUUUUACAAUAUUUUAAGACAGACUAUGACAGUAUUUUUUCCUCAGGGAAUUGCUCAGGUUGCAGAAGCAAUGGUUUCAAUAAAUAGAUUAAAUAAGUUUAUGAACUUCGAAGAAAAAGACGAAUUAAUCAAAGACACAGAAGAAAAAAAAGAGGUUGUACCAGACGAAAAUGUUAAGCCCCCAGGCAUCUACAUCAGAAACGCCAGCGCCAAAUGGUCAGAAGCCUCUUGUGACAACACAUUAACCAACAUAAACUUAGAAGUAACUCCCGGUAAUUUAGUGACUGUUAUUGGCCCAGUUGGAAGUGGAAAGUCAUCGCUGCUACAUUUAAUUUUAAGAGAACUGCCCCUCAUUGGGGGUAGCUUAGAAGUUAAUGGGGAAGUCAGCUAUGCCUCCCAAGAACCUUGGCUCUUUGCUGGUUCAGUGCGUCAAAACAUUUUAUUCGGCUUACCAAUGGAUAAAAAAAGGUAUCACACAGUGGUUCGAAGGUGUGCAUUAGAAAAAGACUUUCAGCUCUUACCUUAUGGAGACAAAACGAUAGUCGGCGAUAGAGGAGUGUCGCUUUCUGGUGGUCAAAGAGCAAGAAUUAAUUUGGCAAGAGCUGUGUACAAACAAGCUGAUAUAUAUCUACUAGAUGACCCCUUGAGUGCUGUGGAUGCCCAUGUGGGUAAACAACUUUUCGAGCAAUGUAUAACUGGAUUUUUACGGGAUAAAGUGGUUGUCUUAGUGACACAUCAGCUGCAAUACCUGAAAGAAGUGGAUCAUAUUUUAUACUUAGAUGAUGGUGUCGCAAAAAUAGAAGGUUCUUAUGACGAUCUUUUAAACAGUGGGUUAGACUUCACAAAUUUAAUGCAACAGAAGGAGCAAAAUCCCGAGGAAGAAGAACUAACAGCGCGAAGGAAGUCUUCAGUGACAAGAGAAAGGGCCAAUUCGGUUAAAAGUAUUGCUUCUAUAGAAGUCGACGUUCCACAUGAGGUUGAAGAGCAGAAAGGUACUGGUUCAGUUGGUGCAAAAGUGUACGGAGCUUACUUCAAAGCUGGUGGUAACGCUUGCGUUAUUUUCAUGACAUUUUUCUUGUUUAUCAUGGCGCAGUUCCUUGGAAGUUUGGUUGAUUAUUUUAUAACAUUUUGGGUUAACAUUGAACAAGAAAACUUUCAAAACUCGAAUGAAACUACUGAUGGACCGUACAAUCUCUCUUAUGUCACAGAAUCCAGUAAUAAAACUGAAGAGGUUGGGUUUAGCUGGUUCGACUUCUGGCACUUUUCUCGGGAAACGUGCAUGUAUAUUUACUCCGUUUUGAUUGCGUUGCUAAUAAUCUUCACCAUGGUCAGAUCCUUUGUGUUCUUCGCCGUUUGCAUGAGGGCCUCCACCAACUUGCAUAACACAAUGUUUAGGAGCAUUACUAGGGCAACAAUGAGGUUUUUUAAUACUAACAGUGCUGGAAGAAUUCUGAAUAGAUUUUCAAAAGAUAUGGGACAAAUUGAUGAAAUGUUGACGUCCUCCCUGAUUGAUGUACUGCAAAUCGGUCUUACUCUCCUAGGAAUAAUAGUGGUGGUUGCAAUUGUCAGUACAUGGCUCUUGUUGCCGACAUGCGUGGUUGCAAUCAUUUUUUAUUUUAUGCGAAUCUUUUAUUUAAAAACAAGUAGAAGUGUUAAAAGACUGGAAGGAACUACAAGGAGUCCCGUUUUCUCCCAUUUGAAUGCUACCCUGCAAGGUCUCACAACAAUAAGGGCCUUUAGGGCUGAAAAUAUAUUAUCUCAAGAAUUUGAUAACCAUCAGGAUUUACAUAGUUCCGCUUGGUUUGAGUUCAUAGCGACAUCCAGAGCGUUUGGUUAUUGGCUCGACUUAGUUUGCAUUAUAUAUAUUGCACUUGUCACAUUCAGUUUUCUCUUGCUCGGAAAUGAAAGUUUCGGAGGAAAUGUUGGUUUAGCCAUAACACAAGCGAUUGGUUUAACUGGAAUGUUCCAAUGGGGAAUGCGUCAAAGUACCGAGCUAGAGAAUCAAAUGACUUCGGUGGAGCGGGUGUUGGAGUAUACACAAAUCGAACACGAGGGAAAUCUGGAGUCAAAACCGGAUAAAAAGCCACCCAAAUACUGGCCUAAUUUGGGGAAAAUUGAAUUUAAGCAUGUAUAUUUACGUUACUUCCCAGCUGAUCCACCUGUCUUAAAAGACCUUACCUUCAUCAUCAAACCCAAGGAGAAAGUUGGAAUUGUCGGUCGAACUGGUGCAGGAAAAUCAUCAAUUAUCAACGCCCUUUUCCAACUAACCGAAACAUCCGGAGCAAUCCUUGUGGACGAAUUGAAUAUUACUCAGAUAGGACUACAUGACUUGCGAACAAAAAUAUCCAUAAUACCACAAGAACCAGUUCUAUUCUCAGGAACAAUGAGGAAAAAUCUCGAUCCCUUUGAUGAGUAUAGCGAUUCAGAACUUUGGAGGGCUUUGGAAGACGUCGAAUUAAAAGAAGCAGUUGAAGACUUGACAGCUGGAUUAAACUCAAUUAUGUCAGAAGGUGGAUCAAACUUUAGCGUUGGCCAAAGACAGUUGGUAUGUUUGGCGCGAGCAAUUUUGCGAAAUAAUAAAAUCUUAGUAAUGGAUGAAGCUACUGCAAAUGUAGAUCCGCAGACUGAUGCUCUUAUCCAAAAAACCAUUAGAAGAAAGUUUGCGAAUUGUACUGUACUAACUAUAGCUCACAGAUUAAACACAGUCAUGGAUUCUGAUCGAGUGUUAGUGAUGGAUGCUGGUCAAGUAAAAGAGUUUAAUCAUCCAUACGUUCUGUUAGAAGAUAAAACGGGUAUCUUGCAUAACAUGGCGUUGCAAGCCGGUAAAACUACUUUUGAGACUUUAUUGGAUGCUGCUAGACAAAACUUCCAAAAGAACCAGGAUCAAGAGGAAUCUACUUCAUAAUUAUAUAAAAACAAAUAAAUUUUAUUUUUAUAUUUUAAUAAUGUGCAACAUAUAAGGGGUACAAUAAAAUCUAUUUUAUA